This is a messenger RNA of Tripterygium wilfordii, 1589 nucleotides long. Its product is annotated as melanoma-associated antigen 1. The transcript is spliced from 7 exons. The record is from RefSeq and is a predicted model, not a curated record. The coding region runs from base 435 to 1142 and encodes 235 amino acids. Gene Ontology annotation, cellular component: nucleus. NCBI's taxonomy places the organism in Eukaryota, Viridiplantae, Streptophyta, Magnoliopsida, Celastrales, Celastraceae.
UUGCUUCUCUCCCAGAAUGGGGCUCGUUAGAUCUUCUUCCACCAUGUCUUUGCUGCUGUUGACCUAAUUGCCCAAUUGAUUGCAAAUUGCAGCCCUUCUUCGCGUUCCAGCUACACGAAUGGGGUAAGGAUCAUGGUGAAUCGUGCAGAUUUGGCAUGAGCAUUGAGAUUACCAGUGAAGAGAGAGAAGGCUGGUGCUGUGCCGGAAUGGGUCUCAAUUACGUUUACUAAGGAAUAUGGAUCUUGAUUUUGAAUGGGGUAAGGAUCCGAGUUUCCCGCCUUGCUCCCUCUCCCAUUUUCCCUUCCCUCAAAUUUCUCGUUUUCCAAUCAACAAUCAUACACCAGCGAAUUAGGGUUUAUCAGUCGCAUAAUCCCCGAACGGCCAACAGAAACAUCAAAGCGGCCUAAUCUUUGUUUCCCGCUCCACUGCGCAGGAUGGCUACUGGAAUUGAAGAUUUAUCUCAAGUUGAUCUGUCUACAGAGGAGAAGGACAAGCUUGUGGCAGAAGUAAUCCGUUAUGUUCUUUUUAAGACCCACCAGAAUUCGGGUUGUCCGAUUAAAAGAGAGGAGCUUACUCAGAUUGUUACUAAAAACUACCAUCAACGGAGUCUUCCUGCUCUUGUGAUAAAUGAGGCCAUAAAGAAACUCUCCAGCAUCUUUGGCUAUGAAAUGAGGGAGCUUCAAAGGUCCCGCCCUUCCAAUGCGGCUCAGGGUCGCUCUUCCCAACAAAGUAAUGCUGAUGCAAAAUCCUAUGUUAUCAUAAGUCAACUCCCCGCUGAAAUAUACGGGAAAUACGUUGAGGAUGUAAAUACAGCUCAUCUGACUGGAUUUGCUUUUGUCGUAAUUAGUAUUGUGCACCUUGCUGGUGGCAAAAUCCCGGAAGAAACUCUUUGGCGUCAUCUGCAUAGGAUGGGAUUGCAUGAAACUGAUGAAAGUCAUCCAGUUCUAGGAAACAUCAAGCAGGCAUUGGAAACCCUGGUGCUGCAAAGAUAUUUACAGAAAGGCAAACUUAGUGGCCCUGAAGGCAAUACUUCUGGUUAUGAGCUAGCCGAGAGAGCUCUAGAUGGGCCGGUUAGUGAGAGAAUUAAAGAUUACGUAUCGAAGAUUGUCAAGAAAGAUGUUGCUGCUGUGGAUAUCGAUUAGUGUUCAAAUGUUCAAUGGUGAACCAACCAAAUGGCGGUGAGAUUUGACAGUUUGUUAACCAAUCCUAGUUGCUCAAAGAAAGUUGCAUGAUGAUUCAAAUGUUCAAUGCACAACAGGAUUUUGAGAUUUUCUGUAUUGGCUAAGGGAAAAAAGGGCCAGGACUGGUGAGCAGUAUGUAAGCAAGGGAGUGGUGCUGUAUGUGGUAUAUUAUGCUGGAAGCAGAUUGUGUAAGGCAAUAAUAGACAUUGCCAACAUCAGAUCAUGUAAUCAUUUUUGCAAGACAGCUAGCUACCCGUAGUAGAUUGUGGUGUGUAUCAAUUGACUGGGUUGGUGGCUGUAUUUGGACCUUUUGAUCAGUGUAGUGUAACUAUUAACAUCAAGAUAAUGUGAUUUUGAGUUUUCAUGAACGAGUGUGCCCUGAGUUGCAGAGAGGGAGAGAGAACCUUA